Molecule: messenger RNA, 444 nt
Organism: Linderina pennispora
Lineage: Eukaryota; Fungi; Kickxellomycota; Kickxellomycetes; Kickxellales; Kickxellaceae
Exons: 1
Coding region: 1-444 (147 amino acids)
Source: RefSeq, a predicted model, not a curated record
AUGCCAGACCCAGGCAGGAUACUGCCUAUUCUUUCCCCUGGAUUGGUGUGUUCUCUGAAAAGGCGUAAGCUGUCGGAUCUGCCUAUGAGGAGAAGCAGGAGGAUGGAGCACGACCAUGCACCAGGUGCUUCAUGGCCUGUGCCAGAAACAGCAGACACCCAGCCAGCCAGCAGCAUAUUGGAGCAGCCUGAUAUUGGGACUGGAGAUAGUGCAAAGGAGACAGUUCUUGAGGCUAUUCAGCAACUGCCAGGUAUUCGCAAGGCUUCUGUAGUCGACGGGUAUGUACCAGUGGUCCAGAAGGACAUCAGUCUCUUAGGGCUGCCUAUUGAGGUAGGUAUUUUCCAAAAGCAGAUGUAUAGUCAGCACAUGUGUAUCCUCCUACACUCACGUCGACAUGUCUAUUGGUUGAGCAAAAAGGCUGGAGAUGUUAGAUACCGCUCAUAG